Bombyx mandarina (wild silkworm) is the source of this 2618-nucleotide messenger RNA. RefSeq names its product long-chain-fatty-acid--CoA ligase 5. Gene Ontology annotation, cellular component: membrane; endoplasmic reticulum. Gene Ontology annotation, biological process: fatty acid metabolic process. NCBI's taxonomy places the organism in Eukaryota, Metazoa, Arthropoda, Insecta, Lepidoptera, Bombycidae. Gene Ontology annotation, molecular function: long-chain fatty acid-CoA ligase activity. The record is from RefSeq and is a predicted model, not a curated record.
AUGUGCAAAAACAACAAAAUGGGAAGCGGUAGAUUUGGUUUUGCCGUUAACAAGAAAGACAAAGUGAAUGUUACGAAUGAAGUGAAGACUGAGUUUAGUGUUAAGGAAAAAUGUCAGAAAAUACAGAAGAAACUAAAGACUGAAAAGAAGAAGACUGAAGACGCGCAGGAGAAAACGAUCUGGUGGAAUCAAUGUAGCAGUCUAAGCGAGAUCGAUCAGUAUCUGUGGAUGGUGGGGGGCUCAGCUGGUGCUCUGGCUUUGACCGGGGUCGCAGCCGCAUCGGCCUUCUAUCUAAGUACACGACCGAAACCAGAGAAACCACUCGUGACGCUACACGAACAGAGCCUCCUGGAGUCUGGACCUGAGAUGGUUCGUGUUUCGAAAUUCUACAAAGACGCGAAGAACGGACGUUUCCUACGAUAUCUUCACGAGGAUACACGCACACUUUACGACACUUUCCGACGAGGCGUAAAAGAGUCGAACAAUGGCAACUGUUUGGGUUGGCGCGAGGGUCCGAACAAGCCUUACGUUUGGCAGACAUAUAAUGAGACUCUACUGCGCGCAAAGAAUUUUGGUUCCGGUCUGCUCUGUCAAGGUCUCAUUCCCGGUCAGACUACAUUUGUCGGUAUUUAUUCGCAGAAUUGUCCUGAAUGGAUUAUGACCGAACAGGCGGCGUAUUGUUAUUCGAUGGUUAUAGUUCCGUUGUAUGAUACGCUAGGAGCGAACGCUUGUGCCUUCAUUGUUAACCAAACUGAAAUGGCUGUAGUAAUUUGUGAAGACGACAAAAAAGCCAAUCUCCUACUGGAUCAGUCGCCUCGAUGCCUCAGAAAACUGAUUACAAUUAAGGAAGUAUCGCCGUCUACAUUUCAACGCGCCAAGAGCCGUGGUGUUGAGAUUUUGAAGUUCUCUGACGUCGAAAUACAGGGAGCUCAAAAGGACCAUCCUUUUGUCCCACCGAAACCGGAAAACCUUUGUACAAUAUGUUAUACGUCCGGAACGACUGGGAUGCCUAAAGGCGUUAUGCUGACUCACGAGAACGUUGUAGCUUCGAUGUGCAGCGUUACGAUGCAACUCGGCGAGCAUCGACCCACCAAGAACGACAUCAUGAUCUCCUUCCUGCCUUUAGCUCACAUGCUGGAGCGAUGCUGCGAGAAUGCUCUCUACAUGGUGGGAGGAGCCGUUGGUUUCUACAGUGGCGAUAUAAGGAGGCUGGGCGAUGACCUCACCGCUCUUAAGCCGACCAUGAUGCCGGCUGUUCCACGUCUCCUGAACAGACUGUACGACAAAGCCCAGACUGAGAUCGCCAACUCGAAAAUCAAGAAAUUACUUUUCAACAUGGCGCUAUCCGCAAAAGAAUCGGAAUUGAAGAGAGGAAUAGUUCGUGCUGACUCGAUAUGGGACAAGUUAGUUUUCCGCAAGGUUCGAGAAGGUAUGGGAGGACGACUUCGGAUAAUGGUCGUCGGAUCAGCGCCUUUAGCAGGAAACGUACUGACUUUCGCGAGAUGCGCCCUCGGUUGUUUGAUCGUGGAAGGCUACGGUCAGACAGAGUGCACUGCGCCGGUGACGCUAACAGUUCAGGGAGAUCAUGUUCCUGAACACGUCGGCCCUCCCGUCGCUUGUUGUAAAGUGAAGCUAGUGGACGUGCCCGAAAUGGAGUACUAUGCGGCGCAGGGCCAAGGUGAGGUUUGCGUGCAGGGAGCUAACGUCUUCAAAGGAUACUUCAAGGACGCGGAGAAAACCAGAGAGGUCAUCGACCAAGACGGAUGGCAUCACACCGGCGAUGUCGGCAAGUGGUUACCUAACGGUACCCUGAAAAUAAUCGACAGAAGAAAACACAUUUUCAAAUUGUCACAAGGCGAAUAUAUAGUUCCUGAGAAAAUUGAAAACAUUUACAUUAGAAGUCAGUACGUUGAGCAAGUCUUUGUUCACGGUGAAUCAUUGAAGUCCUGCGUGGUCGCCAUAGUUGUACCGGACGUGGAUGUCGUUAAAUGCUGGGCUUUAGAAUACGGUAUCAAAGGAACCUUCUCAUCUCUGUGCGAGGAUGAACGAGUGAAGAAGGUCAUCAUGGAGGACAUGCUUCAGUGGGGCAGGAACGCUGGCCUGAAAACUUUUGAACAGGUAAAAGAUAUAUACUUGCAUCCGGAUCCGUUUUCGGUACAGAACGGCCUACUGACGCCAACGAUGAAGGCAAAGAGACCAGAAAUACGAAGUUAUUUCAAACCGCAAAUAGAGGACAUGUACAAGCAACUUGAAUAACGGUAGCGAGCACAAUGCACUAAUUAAACUGUAGAGGCAUGUUGUUUGACGGAGACGAACUUUAGUGGAUGGCUGUAAUAUUGUAAUUGUUGAUGAAUACUCGUACACACUUUGAAUUCGAUGGAAGAAGUAAAUUCGAUAACGCAAUGUAAUUUGUAAUGAAUGAUGAGUGAAUAAGUUGGGAAUUUGUGAUUUAAAAAAAAAAAAACGAAGCUUGAGCAAUGUGGGGUUGUUUAUCUUAUUUCGUUGUAUGUUUAUACGUGAGUCGACUAUUAUCAAAGCCAGCAAUGUGACUUUUGGACAAUUAUUGGUAAAUCAGAAAAACGAAUUAUUGACUUGGUAUUCCAUUGGCAGUCACAAAA